AUGUCUGCUCCUCCUCUUGAAGGCAUUCGAGUAGUCGAACUGGCCGGUCUGGCCCCAGGCCCUUUUGCCGGACUUCUUUUGGCCGACUAUGGCGCAUCAGUUCUACGCGUCGACCGCCCUUCCGCUGUCAGCGGCGAUCAAUUAACUCGUCGCAAGACCUCUAUCACCUUAGACCUGCGUGAGGAAAAGUCGCGUGAUGUUCUUCUUCGUCUUCUUGGAGGAGCCGAUGUCCUGAUCGACCCUUUUCGUCCGGGGGUCCUUGAACGACUCGGACUUUCGCCCACCGAUGUCCUUCUCAAGCACAACCCGCGACUUGUCGUGGCACGUAUGACUGGGUUUCGCCGCGAUGGCAAAUACAAAGACAUGGCCGGUCACGACAUCAACUACAUCGCCGUAUCGGGCGUUUUGUCAAUGCUUGGGCGCAAGGGCGAGAAACCUUUAGCUCCGGGUAAUAUUCUCGGUGAUUUUGCUGGUGGCGGUGCGAUGUGCUUUAUGGGAAUUCUUCUCGCCUUGAUGUCGCGCUCACAUACCGGUCGUGGACAAGUUGUCGAAGCCAACAUGGUCGAUGGGUCGGCAUAUCUCGCCACGUUCCCGCGUCUAGCUCGUCAAACGCCUGCAUGGGGCGAAGCGCGGGGGGAGAAUCUGCUUGACAGUGGAUGUCCCUACUAUGACACAUAUGAGACCAAGGAUGAGGGGAAAUACUUCGCUGUUGGUGCCCUGGAACCUCAAUUCUACGCGGCACUUCUUCGCGGAUUGGAAUUUGACCCGAAGGCCAUUCCCGACCGCACAGAUCGUGAUAACUGGGCAGCGCUUCGGGAAUUGUUCACACGUCGGUUCAAGGAGAAGACUCGGGCCGAAUGGGAAGCUGUCUUUGACGGUACUGAUGCCUGCGCCACUCCCGUUUUCGAACAAGACGAGUUAGAGAACGCGGGAUACGAUCAAAGACCCGCUGUAACACUUCGGCAAACACCCGCUCACCCUAUCAAGUCAGAUGAGGGCGGGUGGACUGGAGGGGGUCUCAUGCCUGGAGACGGGGGUGUGGAGACGCUGCGAGGGUGGAUGGGAUGGGAGCCCAACAAAGACUACCUCGUUCGGAAGGAUGGCGCGCUUCUAUCAGUGGAUGGCCGGGCGAAGCUGUGA
Molecule: messenger RNA, 1140 nt
Organism: Penicillium waksmanii
Lineage: Eukaryota; Fungi; Ascomycota; Eurotiomycetes; Eurotiales; Aspergillaceae
Product: CaiB/BaiF CoA transferase family protein
Exons: 2
Coding region: 1-1140 (379 amino acids)
Molecular function (GO): catalytic activity
Source: RefSeq, a predicted model, not a curated record